Molecule: messenger RNA, 3026 nt
Organism: Daldinia vernicosa
Lineage: Eukaryota; Fungi; Ascomycota; Sordariomycetes; Xylariales; Hypoxylaceae
Product: transmembrane amino acid transporter protein-domain-containing protein
Exons: 2
Coding region: 349-2646 (765 amino acids)
Biological process (GO): amino acid transmembrane transport
Molecular function (GO): amino acid transmembrane transporter activity
Source: RefSeq, a predicted model, not a curated record
GUAGUAUCACGAGGGCCCAAGUAUCUUGGUUAUCUACACACCUUGUCCAACAACAGCUGUCUCUCUCUCUCUCUACCGCCUUCUUUUCCAUCGCAUCAUCUUGUAGCCUUCUUCUUCGCAUCUACUAGUAUGUCUAAGACAAAGUCUUUUCCUUAAUCGAACUCCUAAUCUAGUGCAUUACUUAUAUUAAUCUCCGGAACUCUGUAAUUAACUCUUGUUUAUAAUUAGUUCCCGAUAACUUCGGUUUCCAACCGUCGACCUAUUCCCCAACCUCUUCGCCGCCAGCUCCGACGCCGCUGAUACCUCAAUGCUCACUUAUUGUCAUCAACCAUUGUCCUAAACUUCACCAUGGCGAAUUCCGACCGGGAAGGAAGCAUAACACCGCAACCUGGAGCUUCUUCGGGAGUGCACUUAUCAUCCUCUCCAGCUUCCGGCCGCAUGUACGGAACUUCAGCUCCUCGCGCUGAUGUUACCGCUCGCUUGGCUUCUCCCGUAGCUUCCUACGCCUUUGGAACUCCGCCGUCUCAACGGCCACAGGGUGCAAUACGAAGUGAAGACAACGUUGAGAAUGUAGGGCCACUUGCUGGUGCUGGUCAGAGUUCUAUGGGUCCCGGAGUGUCUGCUCUCGCUGCAGCGCUUUCAAAUUCCGUAGGGACAUCACCACCAAGAUUCGGUACUCCACCGAUACGAUCUUCGUCGCCGGCGGGAACAACCUCGGGGCCACAGCCAUCUAUAACCCCAACCAACUACGGCUCCUUCGAGACAAGGUCAAGAAAUUGGCAGGGCGGCGCUUCGGGCGCCUACGAAGACCCCGAGAUUAUUAAGCGGCAUUUGGUACAACCUACCGACGCUACGGAUUCUUCAUCCAACAAUGGUGACAAUUCCAAAGGCAAGCAGGUCAGCGAUGCCGUAGGGCUGGGACGCGACGACAAGGAAGAAUUCUCCAGCCUCAAGUUACAAGGCGGAGACAUAACGCGCCAGAUCUAUAAAUGGACCGAAGACGCAGAAGGCCGUAACCGACAUCAGCGUAGCAAGAGCUUCAGCCAUCCUAGGGACGAGCCCGAGAGUGAAGUUCUCGAUAUAAACACCAUCAAGGUCCCUGGCGGAUUCAGGCGGAACUAUCUGAGGAGAGCGGCGCGUAGCCCGCACCUGGACUCUGAUGGGUUGGAAGCUGGGGAAGGGACGUCGAGGGGUAGGCGAGAUCCUCAGUUACUCACUAGCAGUUUCUUGGAAUUUUUAUCUAUCUAUGGCCACUUCGCAGGCGAAGAGCUCGAAGAGGACGACGAAGUAUUGGGCCCUGGCGAGUACUUCUCUUCUGGAGAAAGUGAUGAAUACUACGAUAGCGAGGAAGAGAGAGAGCCGAUGGAAGACAGUGCCCUACUGACACCGUCUAAACGCAAGAGGAGACGAAGGGUCCGUGGUGGUAGCGGGAAUAAUACCCCCUUUAAUGCGGCCCUACUUCUCCUGAAAUCGUUUGUGGGUACAGGUGUUUUGUUUCUGCCUCGUGCUUACUUCAACGGUGGUAUGCUUUUCAGCAACUUGGUUCUACUCUUCGUUGCGGCGUUGAGCUACUACUGCUUCGUGUUGCUUGUUACUACACGAUUAAAAGUCGAAGGCUCGUUUGGUGAUAUCGGUGGAAUUUUAUAUGGCGAUUGGAUGAGAAAACUUAUAUUGUUUUCGAUCGUCAUCAGCCAAAUCGGAUUUGUCGCUGCGUACAUCGUAUUCACGGCUGAAAAUCUGCAGGCCGUCAUUCUUGCCGUAUCCGACUGCAACACGCACAUUCGAAUUACCUGGUUGAUCCUAACGCAGAUGAUUAUCUUUUUGCCGUUCUCUCUGUUCCGAGAUAUCGGGAAGCUUGGUUUCACGGCUCUAAUAGCGGAUGCUUUUAUUGUCAUCGGCCUUGCGUAUCUUUUCUACUAUGACGUCCUUACCUUAAGUACUCACGGCAUCGCGGAUAUCAUUCAGUUUAACCAAAAGCAUUGGACACUCUUCAUCGGCACCGCCAUCUUCACUUUCGAGGGGAUCGGCCUCAUCAUCCCCAUUCAGGAGUCUAUGAGGUCGCCGUCUAAAUUCCCCAAGGUCAUGUUCUACGUUAUGAUAAUCAUUUCCGUCCUUUUUAUUACCAUGGGUGCGGUGUCUUACGCCGCGUACGGAUCGAAAACGGAGACUGUUGUUCUUCUCAAUCUACCCCAGGACAACAAGCUCGUCAACGGUGUCCAGUUUUUAUACUCGCUCGCUAUUCUUUUAUCAACACCGCUGCAGAUUUUCCCAGCUAUUCGUAUCACGGAGAACGCUCUUUUCACGAAAAGCGGCAAGUACAACCCGUACAUCAAGUGGCAGAAGAAUAUGUUCCGUUUCUUGGUUGUCUUCCUCUGCGCAGUUAUUGCAUGGGGAGGUGCGGACGAUCUGGACAAAUUUGUUGCUCUCGUCGGAAACUUCGCCUGCAUCCCUCUCGUGUAUAUCUACCCUCCGUUGCUUCAUUAUAAGGGGGUAGCGAGAAGCAGGGCGCGGAAGGUAACCGAUAUCCUCCUCUGCAUUUUCGGAUUCAUAGCGAUGGCAUAUACCACCAGCUUGACGGUGAUUAGCUGGGCCAGCGGCCCUUCCGGCCCAACCCUACCGAAGUACUGCGACCCUAAUAAGCUAUAAUACCAUAAGAGGGUGUUUGAAAGGAGGAAUAGCUGUGUAUAUUAUUUUGCAUUGGCAGCGUUGGGAGAUUGACGCGACAGAGUUAGAAAUAUUUUAUCCUCGUAAGAGAUGAGUUUUUGGUCUACGUGGAAAUAGAACUUGCAUGGCUUUUUAGCAUAGGUACCUUACCCAUUUAAUAUUUGGGAUUGCUUUGUUUUACCUCUAGGUUGUUACGCGUGUGUUGGCUGGGUAUCUACCUACCUACAUAUGUGUAGGGUUAGAUUUCUAAGAAUAAGGUGUAGUUAUUGUUCUACUUGAAGAUGUUGGUAUUCAUACUCUUGAAUAUAGAAUAUAAUAACGUCUAUUAGAAGAAUAAGAAUCAUAGUAUAUUAUAACUUUAA